UCAAAAUCUAGUUUACAUUAUCUAUUUACUCACAACCUUAUCGGAGUGAACUGAACAUUGGUGAAGGUAGUAGCGAAAAUGGCGUCGAUUACAGCUUCUUCUACUUUCCACUCCUUAUCAACAACCAAAAGCCUUAACCUUUCUUCGACCCUUCUCCUUCCUCCAUCCAAAAACCUCACCUUUCGAUCCAAACCCAUCGGAAGCAGCAGAGUCUGCAUCUUUACGAAACAGAACCGCCUUGGGUUGAGGAAGCUUUCGUCCCUUGGCGAAGGAGGAGAAGCCGUCGCAGUUGCAGAUGAUGAGCAACAGCAACAACAGCAAGAGACUGUCUCUGUCCCUGUCUCUCCUUCAGACAUGCUCACCAUGUUUUUUCAGGCUGAUGGAACUUUGAAUGAAGCAGCUGUUCCUAAUGUCACAAAGGCCUUACAGGACAUCGACGGAGUUUCCAAUUUAAAGGUUCAAGUUGCUGAAGGUGUUGCCGUUGUUGAGCUUUCAAAGCAAACAACGGUUCAAGCAACAGGAGUGGCGUCAAGCUUGGUGGAGACUAUACAAGGAGCUGGCUUUAAGUUGCAGACUUUGAAUCUUAGCUUUGAAGACGAAGAUGAAGUUCUUGUCUAAUUAAAUCAUCUGUCUCCUCCUCCAUUUUUUGUGAUUAAAGAAACAUAUUAAUGUUCAAUUUUUAUUUAAAAAUGACAAUGUGCCAUAUUACAAAAGUAAUGAACUCUCACUUUUCUUA
This is a messenger RNA of Brassica rapa (field mustard), 736 nucleotides long. RefSeq lists its product as uncharacterized. Gene Ontology annotation, molecular function: metal ion binding. The record is from RefSeq and is a predicted model, not a curated record. Gene Ontology annotation, cellular component: chloroplast. NCBI's taxonomy places the organism in Eukaryota, Viridiplantae, Streptophyta, Magnoliopsida, Brassicales, Brassicaceae.